AUGCUCAACUUCAUUGCGCUCAUCUCGCUACUUGGUUACGUCUUUUUUCUACUUUGGAUUGUGAUUUUUACGUGGCGGACCUCGCGCUGGGUCGGCGCUCGGGCGACAACCAACGAGAACGUCGCACAGCUGCGCUUCAGCACGUACCGCGCCAACCUCAGUACGCGCGUGUGGAUGCGCGAGCGCUCGACCAUGUGUGCGACCGGGUUUCUCGGGCUUGUGGCGUGGCACCUUGGCGCAAGUCAUUGCAAGUGCGGCUGGGUCAACACGACGUCCGUGGCCGACGACCCGGCGUAUAUCUGCAGCAUCAACCCGGUCGGGCACCUUUCCGACAUGACUGAAGUCGUGCGGCUACUGUCGUAUGCGUGGGUUUUCUUUGCUCUAGCGUUUCUCGAUCUUUUUCCCGGCCUCACUGUGCAUUUUGUGGGGUACGCGGUUGCUGUCGUGCUGCUGGCCUUGCUUCCGCUGUCGCUCUGGGCGAUUCUGUUGGCGUAUAUGAUGCGACUGUGGGCGUCGACGCCGUGGCUGAGAUGGAUGCACAGUCAUCUGUUUCUCGCGCUUCUGUGGUUAUGUGUCAUCUUGCUCAUGCGCAGUCGAUGGUUUAGUCUGUACCGUCGCUGGGUCGAGCGCUGCUUGUACAGCGUCGGCUUGCGCAAACAGAGAAUCGACGCCAAAAGCCCGCUCCGGUCGAUUCUCGGGGUCUACUUUUGGACGGACGCAGUCGAUGUGCGCGAUGAUGACACGGCGUACGUCCCGCUGAGCUUGCUCUUGCAGAUCAAGGACGUGGCGGUGGACCGCAUUCGUGACCACGAAUAUUGGUUGUGCCAGGAAGAUUUUGACGCGCCCGAUCGGAGCCAUAGGCUACCGACCACCCACCCCCACUGGGUCCUCGAGCACCGAGGGUACUACGUCAAAGGCAUCAAAUAACGUUUUGCGUC
Molecule: messenger RNA, 938 nt
Organism: Saprolegnia diclina VS20
Lineage: Eukaryota; Oomycota; Saprolegniomycetes; Saprolegniales; Saprolegniaceae
Exons: 1
Coding region: 1-927 (308 amino acids)
Source: RefSeq, a predicted model, not a curated record